This is a messenger RNA of Chrysochloris asiatica (Cape golden mole), 1111 nucleotides long. RefSeq names its product prohibitin (gene PHB1). The coding region runs from base 167 to 985 and encodes 272 amino acids. Gene Ontology annotation, biological process: mitochondrion organization. The record is from RefSeq and is a predicted model, not a curated record. NCBI's taxonomy places the organism in Eukaryota, Metazoa, Chordata, Mammalia, Afrosoricida, Chrysochloridae. The transcript has 7 exons. Gene Ontology annotation, cellular component: membrane; mitochondrion.
AUGUGGAGGUCAGAGUGAAAGCAGGUGAGAACGCUGGGAGGUGGCUCAGGCCCGUGUCUGGGCGUCUCUGUAAUUCCCUUUUCUUCCUUCCAUAAGCACUUUGGGCGAGCGGGGUCUGUCCGUGUAAGUGGCUAAAGGUAAGAGCCAGCCAGCAGAAGACGACAACAUGGCUGCCAAGGUGUUUGAGUCCAUCGGCAAGUUUGGCCUGGCCUUGGCCAUUGCAGGAGGUGUGGUGAACUCUGCCUUGUACAAUGUGGAUGCGGGACACAGAGCUGUCAUCUUUGAUCGGUUCCGUGGAGUCCAGGACAUCGUGGUAGGAGAAGGGACUCAUUUUCUCAUCCCUUGGGUCCAGAAACCAAUUAUUUUUGACUGCCGCUCUCGACCACGUAAUGUGCCAGUGAUCACUGGUAGCAAAGAUUUACAGAACGUGAACAUCACACUGCGCAUCCUGUUCCGGCCAGUUGCCAGCCAGCUGCCGCGCAUCUACACCAGCAUCGGAGAGGACUAUGAUGAGCGUGUGCUACCGUCUAUCACGACUGAGAUCCUCAAGUCGGUGGUGGCUCGCUUUGAUGCUGGAGAGCUCAUCACCCAGAGAGAGCUGGUCUCCAGACAGGUGAGCGACGACCUCACAGAGCGCGCAGCCACCUUCGGGCUCAUCCUGGAUGACGUGUCGUUGACGCAUCUGACCUUUGGGAAGGAGUUCACAGAAGCAGUAGAAGCCAAGCAGGUGGCUCAGCAGGAAGCCGAGCGAGCCAGAUUUGUGGUGGAAAAGGCUGAACAGCAGAAGAAGGCAGCCAUCAUCUCUGCUGAGGGCGAUUCCAAGGCAGCCGAGCUGAUCGCCAACUCUUUGGCUACUGCGGGUGACGGUCUGAUUGAGCUGCGCAAGCUGGAAGCUGCGGAGGACAUUGCCUAUCAGCUCUCGCGCUCUCGGAACAUCACCUACCUGACACAAGGGCAGUCAGUGCUUCUCCAGCUACCCCAGUGAGGCCGCCCUGCCCACAGUCCGCCGAGUCUUCACACAGCCGAGGUCCCUCUGCCCCACCCCAGCAAUCACUGUGAGAUUUCAUGAUUGGCUUAAAUAGUGAAGGAAAUAAAAUCACUUCAGCUCUCU